This is a messenger RNA of Lycium ferocissimum, 1356 nucleotides long. RefSeq names its product F-box protein At3g26010-like. The transcript has a single exon. The record is from RefSeq and is a predicted model, not a curated record. NCBI's taxonomy places the organism in Eukaryota, Viridiplantae, Streptophyta, Magnoliopsida, Solanales, Solanaceae. The coding region runs from base 1 to 1356 and encodes 451 amino acids. Gene Ontology annotation, molecular function: protein binding.
AUGGAGGUGAAUUUCAGGAGCACCACAAGAAGUCUGAUUCAUGAGUUUGAGACUGGCUAUAUUCCAGAUUGGUUCUUGGUGGAAGUCUUAUCAAGAUUGCCUUUGAAAAGUGUUUUUAGGUUCAAAUGUGUAUCAAAGCAGUGGCUUUCGUUUAUUUCGGACCCUUAUUUUGUCAACUUGUACAUUUCUCGAGUUUCUUUGUCACAUAAGCCACGACCAUGGACCGUUCUUAGUCACCGUCUGCAUGCUAAAGGCACAAAUUUCAUCACUUAUGAUCCCCCAUUAAUGCUGGACGACAUGUUAGAAGAAAAUGAUCUGAUUGAGUACCCGACUAGUUUAUCAUGUCAUCUUCAGUUUACUCCUUCUCAACCACGACCUUCUGUGCUCGAACGCUAUGACAUCGUAGCAAUUAGCGAUGGACUAGUGUUGUAUGGACGAUUUGUGUAUAAGGAGAAUUACUUCAAUCAGAUGAUAGAUUAUCACAUGUAUAACCCCAUUACACAGCAGUGUAUUGCCCUUCCUCCACCUCUUUUGUGCUUUCGGUUUGUCAAUACUGGUUUUCUAACCCAAAUUGAAGGGGGGACAUUAAAGAGCUAUAAAGUGGUGCGAUUUGAUUGUCAAUUACGGGAGUCCCAUAACCUCAAGUUUGAGAUAUUCUAUUCUGAAACUGGAAGCUGGAAGAGUGCUGUUGUGCACAGUGACCAAGCAAUUCAGAUUACCUGGUUAGGGAUGCCUUUUUCCUUCAGUGGAAUGUUACAUUGGAUUGACCGUUCACUUGGGAUUAUGGCAUGUGAUCCUUGCAGGGAUUUCAAUCAGUACCGCAUCAUUGGACUUCCACCUGACAUUGACAAGCAAUGUAAUGACUUCAAAAAUAAUGGAUUGUAUAGUUUUUGCAGCGUGCAUCAGGGUCGAUUGAGGUACUUUGAGGUGUCUCUUGCACCCUCGGAUCCCUUUGGAUUUUCAGGUUUCGCUCUAUGGGUACUUGAUGAUUAUGACUCUAGUACUUGGUCUUUGCAGCACAGAGCUAGGGUUACUGAUAUCUUGUUUGAUGAUAUCUUAACUAGCCAAGGGUUAACUGGAUCAUGUCCUGUUCCUCUUGCCUUCCAUCCAUUUGACGGAAACAUUGUUUGGCUAAGAUUAGGGGUCUAUAUUGUCACAUACAAUGUCAAGACUUUAAAAUUGGAGGCUCAUGGUAAUCCAAUUGCUACUGAAUAUUGCUUGUGCGAAACAAGAGGAUGGUUGUCCUGGUGUGAACGAAUACCUUCAAAGUUAGCAUUCUUGUACGUUCUUCCUCCAUGGCCAAUUUCUAUCCCGAAUAAUCUUUCCACAGGUCUGAAGGAGGAAGAUGGUGUUUAG